UUUAAUUAUUAUUGUUAUGUAAAAUAAGACAUUUAAACUACUUGUUGAGUUUCAUACAGAUUUCAGUUGUUUUCCAGAACAUUUUCAGUUUGCGUCACUCUAUCGUACUGAAGGCUCAUUUUGAUUAAAAAUAAAAAAAAAAGUGACCGGCUUAUUCUAUCAUCAUGACAGAAUUUAAAACUGGAAAAUUGAUUAUUGAGGGAAAAACAAAACAAGUAUUUGAGCUUGUUGAUGAUCCAUCAUUAUGUUUGUUAAUAAGCAAGGAUAAAAUAACAGCUGGUGAUGGUGUUAAAUCACAUUCACUUGUUGGUAAAUCAUCAAUAAGUAAUGCAACAGCUGCAAAAGUAUUUGCAUUAUUAAAUAAAGCUGGUUUAAAAACCUCAUUUGUUAAAAUUGCUGAUGAUAAAUCAUUUGUAGCUAAAAAAUGUCAAAUGGUACCAAUUGAAUGGGUAACACGUCGUUUAGCAACUGGAAGUUUUUUAAAAAGACAUACAGGUGUUGCUGAGGGAUACAGAUUUAAUCCACCAUUACAAGAAACAUUUUUUAAAGAUGAUGCUAAUCAUGAUCCCCAAUGGUCUGAACAACAAAUUAUAUCAGCUGGAUUUAAAUUAAAUGGUGUUACAAUUGGUAAAGAUGAAUAUGAUAUUAUGCAUAGAACAACACUUGCUGUUUUUGAAGUAUUGGAAAGAGCUUGGGCAACACGUGAUUGUGCUCUUAUUGAUAUGAAAAUUGAAUUUGGUAUUGAUGAUAAUGGAGAUAUUCUUGUCUCUGAUAUUAUUGAUAGUGAUUCUUGGAGACUUUGGCCAUCUGGUGAUAAGAGACUCAUGAAAGACAAGCAAGUAUACAGAAAUUUAACAAGUGUAACUGAUGCUGAUUUAAAUACAGUUAAAAGAAAUUUUGAAUGGGUUGCUAAUCAACUUGAGUAUCUUGUACCACCACCAAGUUCAAAAGUUGUUAUAUUCAUGGGUUCACCAUCUGAUAAAGAACACUGUGAAAAAAUUGCAAAAUAUGCUAGUGAAUUUGGUUUAAAUGUACAGCUUCGUGUUUGUAGUGCACAUAAAGCAAGUGCUGAAACAUUGAGAAUACUUAGCGAGUAUGAAGGAACUGGUGAAAAGGUGGUUUUGAUUGCAGUUGCUGGUAGAAGCAAUGGACUUGGUCCAGUACUAUCAGGAAAUACAGCAUUACCAGUUAUAAAUUGUCCUCCAGUAACUCCUCAAAAUGUUGGCCAGGAUGUUUGGUCAUCAUUAAAUGUUCCUUCAGGUCUUGGUUGUACAACUGUACUUUAUCCAGAAAGUGCAGCACUUGCAGCAGCUCAAAUUCAUGCUAUACAUGAUCAUCUUGUUUGGUCACGUUUACGUGUUAAACAACUCAAUAAUUUUAUAAAUCUUAAACGUGCUGAUGCUAAAAUUCGUAACAAUUUGUACUAAAAUAAAAAAUAAUUAAUUUUUUUUUUUAUUUUAAAUUAAAAAUUGAAAAAUUUUGGUAUUUAAUUAUCUACACUUGUAGAACAAAAUUAAAUACGUAUAUUUUUUGAUAACAAUUUUUAAGAUGAAAUAAAUACUACAAUUUUUUUAUUAAAAAAAAUUUUGAUGCCAUUUGAGCCAGGUUGUAUAAGAAAAUCAAAUAAAUUUUUGUUUUAAACAAACACACGAGGUA
This is a messenger RNA of Aphidius gifuensis, 1656 nucleotides long. RefSeq names its product multifunctional protein ADE2 (gene Paics). The record is from RefSeq and is a predicted model, not a curated record. The transcript has 5 exons. Gene Ontology annotation, biological process: 'de novo' IMP biosynthetic process. The coding region runs from base 165 to 1427 and encodes 420 amino acids. Gene Ontology annotation, molecular function: phosphoribosylaminoimidazolesuccinocarboxamide synthase activity. Lineage: Eukaryota; Metazoa; Arthropoda; Insecta; Hymenoptera; Braconidae.